Molecule: messenger RNA, 1755 nt
Organism: Aspergillus homomorphus CBS 101889
Lineage: Eukaryota; Fungi; Ascomycota; Eurotiomycetes; Eurotiales; Aspergillaceae
Product: acetyl-CoA synthetase-like protein
Exons: 3
Coding region: 1-1755 (584 amino acids)
Biological process (GO): secondary metabolic process
Molecular function (GO): CoA-ligase activity
Source: RefSeq, a predicted model, not a curated record
AUGUCCGAGACCGAAUCCUACGAUCUUGUCAGCUUCGCCUUCAACGGACCCUUCAUGCACAACGAAGGAGAACCGAUCUUUGUUGACGCCAAAAACCCAACUCGCGCACUCAGUGCAGGGCCCUUCAAGCGGCUCGUCUGUUUGUUGAUUGCCGGAUUCAAAGCCCAUCAUGUUGAGGCAGGCGACUGCGUGCUUGUUCACAUGGACAAUUACAUUCUUCAUUCCGCUGUCUACCUUGCGAUUGUUGGUGCUGGGGGUGUCUACAUGGGCUGUAGCCCUGCGUCCCCCCGCCACGAGCUCGAGCAUUUUGUGAAUCUGGCUGAUCCCCGCAUUAUUCUGACGACAGGGAACACCCUCCCCCUGGUCCGAGAGGUGUGCGGUCCGUCCUCCCCGGUGCGCCAAAUCUGCCUUGUCACCGAGGCUGGCAUCGAGGCGCUCCUCGCUCUCGCAAAUGAGGAUACCGCCUGCCCUCAGCCUUCGACUGAUAACAAAACCACAAUAACGACCGAGUCGGUCAAGCAGGAAUACCCUCUCACUGCACUAGCAACCCACGGAUCAGCGCCCUGGCUUCGCAUCCCGACCGUCGAACUAGCCCAAUCGACCCCAGCGGCCAUGUUCACUACCAGUGGCACAAGCGGGCUCCCCAAAGCAGCGAUACGGACGCAUCAUACCAUCAUUUCGCACCACCGAUCCGUUCACUACAUGCCUGGCUUCGCUUCCGAUCAGGGUCAAGACGCGACUCCGAAGCCGAUUCGUCGCCUGCUCGCCCUCCCUGCCUACCAUUCCUUCGGCGACUUCUGGAACAACCUCUUUCCCCUGCGUUACGGCGAACCGCUGUACAUCCUCCCGCGGUUCGACCUCGCCGAGUUUGUCGCGGCCGUGGAGCGGUUCCAGAUCAUUGAGACCUAUCUCGUCCCCGUCGCCGUGCAGAUGAUCGCUCAGCUAGGCAGGUCCAACCCGCGCAUCCGCGAAAGGCUCGCAUCUCUACGGUAUAUUGGGGUGUCGGGGGCGCCGGUAGACGCGGCCUCCUUGCAACGCUGCCAGGGCGUCUUGCAUGCAGAUGCGUGUGUGAGUCAACUCUGGGGGAUGACGGAGGUAGGAGUAGUCUUUCAAAACCGAUAUGGGGAUCGGGCUCACCCGGGGAGUCUGGGGACUCUGCUGGACGGGUAUGAGGUGAAGCUUGUUGAUCCCACCGGGGAUGACGUCGUGGAGGUUGGGGGGGCCAAAAGGGGGAUUGAGACAGGAGAACUUUAUAUACGCGGACCUGGGGUAUUAUUGGAAUACAAAGGGCGGAGUGACGAUGUUGUGGAUGAGGAAGGAUGGUUUCCCACCGGCGAUGUGGUCUACGAGAAAGAUGGGCACUGGUUUAUUGUGGGCCGGACCAAGGAGCUGAUCAAGGUGAGAGGGUACUCGGUAGCGCCAGCGGAGAUUGAGGCUUUGCUGCUGGAGAAAGAGGCGAGGGUAGCAGAUGUGGCAAUCAUUGGAGUGAAGACAGGCGAUGGCGAUGACGAGGAGGAGGAGGAAGCGCCGCGGGCGUAUGUGGUGCGGCUGAAGGGGGAGGGCGAAGAAAGCUUCACCGAGGAAGAGAUCUGCGCUAUUGUGCAGAAACACUUGGCCAGUUACAAGGCUUUAGCAGGAGGCGUUGUCUUUGUCGAUAGCAUCCCGCGCACAGACAUUGGCAAGCCUGCGCGGUCGAAGCUGGCUCGAUUGGAUCGACAGCGGGGGAAAUUGGCAACCCUGCUCAAGGCGAACUAG